CCCCCCAAAUUCAAUUAAUCAUUGACGUUUUGCGUUUUCCGUAUCAACCUUCGUCUUCAUCGAAGACCAAUUGUGUGACGACAAGCCAAAUUUCCUUUUUUCGCGGAACUACUUAAUGCUAUGUAUUCUUCUACUAGCACUUUCUGCUAAGUUCAUGAAUUGAAUGAUUGAAUCGCUUGUUGAAACGUGUUUCGGCAUCUUAAAACCGCCUCCGUUUGCCUUCUCGUAGUAACCGGGAUUCUUGUGAACCGAAGAGCAGUUUUGAGGCCGACCAGUAUGGAGAAAGAGCCUCUGCUCCCAUAUGCUAGUCCCAGGAAGAAGCCUCCGCCACCACCAUCGCUGCUAUGCCCUUUACCGGAGCACGAUGAGGUCGUUGUUCCUCUUACCCCUUCGGCGAUUAAGGACCGACUUAUCUUUGGCCCUUCUUCCCCCACAGGUUCGUCCCCCUUGCUCGAGGCCUUAACACUUACCCUUAACUCCCCAAGACCCUCCUCUUCUUCAGAGGACCCUCAAGAUACACAACCCCAACAGUCUUGGCUUACUGACCCCAAUUAUCCUAGUCACAAAACUAAUCUUCAUCGCUCCAAAACUGCCCCGGCUAUGGCGGUAAUCAGCGGUGUUAAUCACCAGGGCCAAGUUGUUAGACCCCAAUUUGGUUCCCAGUCGAUUGUUCGCCAAGCUGUUAUUCUUCUUAUGGUGUAUUUGUCAUUGGGGGUGGUUAUUUAUUGGUUCAAUCGUCAUAAUUUUUCAGCAACUGAGACUCAUCCUGUUAUAGACGGUUUAUAUUUUUGUAUAGUGACAAUGUGUACAAUAGGCUAUGGUGAUAUUACUCCAAAUAGUACAGCAACAAAACUGUUUUCUAUAUUGUUUGUAUUGGUGGGUUUUGGGUUUAUUGACAUACUGCUCAGUGGUAUGGUCAGUUAUGUUCUUGAUUUGCAAGAGAAUCACUUGCUCCAAGCGGUGAAGACUAAGGUUGGACUUGAGAAGGAUGCGAGAUCAUAUAUAAUAGAUGUGAAGAAAGGGAGAAUGAGGAUUAGGUUGAAGGUGUCUUUAGCAUUGGGGGUUGUCGUCCUUUGUAUUGGAAUUGGUUUUGGGGUUAUGCAUUUUGUGGAAGGGCUCGGGUUGUUGGAUUCUUUUUAUCUUUCAGUUAUGUCCGUGACAACUGUUGGGUAUGGGGACCAUGCAUUCAAGACAUUGCCUGGUCGCAUCUUUGCUGCAAUAUGGUUACUUGUAUCAACGCUUGCAGUGGCCCGGGCAUUCCUGUAUUUGGCCGAGGCAAGAGUGGAUAAGCGACACAGGAAAAUGGCAAACUGGAUUCUUGGUCAGGAUAUGACUGUUUCUGAGUUUCUUGCUGCAGAUAUAGACAAUAAUGGCUUUGUGAGUAAAUCAGAAUAUGUUAUUUACAAGCUCAAGGAGAUGGGGAAAGUGUCAGAUAAAGACAUUUUGCUGAUUGGUGAGAAAUUUGAUAAGAUAGAUUCCGGCAACUGUGGAAAAAUAACUCUAGCUGAUCUCAUGGAGGGUCAAAAUUGCUAAACAGCUUCAGUUUGAUUAAUCAAUCCUAUUCUACCGUGGCAUCCGUUGAAAAGAGGGAUAUUAGAUUCUCAAGUUCCAUGUGGGGUAUUUUCAGUUCAGGGAGAUACACACACACACAUUAUAUUCUCAAGCUGCUUGUUGGUGAUUGCUUUCUCACCCUAUCUCAACUAGAUGAAGCGUUUGCGGAAUGUGAUUGCCGAACAAGAAGCAUUCCGUCGGGGUUAGGUGUAAUUUUCCGAAUGACUGGAGGAAGAAGUUUACCUUUCUUUGCUUUACUAGUAGAAAUGUCUAGUUUAUCAGAGAUGGCUUGCGAAUCACGAAGGGGUACUCGUAGUUUGAGGCACUUAUUAUUUUGUAAGAAAUCUAUGUCUAAUGAGCUGAGUUUAUCCAUAUGCAUUAUUGCUGGUGUGCUUCUCUGUCGUUAGGAUUGUAUAUAUUUUGAAAUUGCUUAAAAGAAGUGAUACUUCUCACAGCUAUUGAAUAGUAUACUUCUCCUGAUAUUCAUUUAUAUAAGUAUUUUUUUUGUUUGGGUUAAA
Molecule: messenger RNA, 2069 nt
Organism: Neltuma alba
Lineage: Eukaryota; Viridiplantae; Streptophyta; Magnoliopsida; Fabales; Fabaceae
Product: two-pore potassium channel 3-like
Exons: 2
Coding region: 277-1533 (418 amino acids)
Biological process (GO): stabilization of membrane potential; potassium ion transmembrane transport
Cellular component (GO): plasma membrane; plant-type vacuole membrane
Molecular function (GO): potassium ion leak channel activity; outward rectifier potassium channel activity
Source: RefSeq, a predicted model, not a curated record